Pseudophryne corroboree (corroboree frog) is the source of this 1223-nucleotide messenger RNA. RefSeq lists its product as uncharacterized. The transcript is spliced from 9 exons. Lineage: Eukaryota; Metazoa; Chordata; Amphibia; Anura; Myobatrachidae. The record is from RefSeq and is a predicted model, not a curated record. The coding region runs from base 242 to 1111 and encodes 289 amino acids.
CUCCAACUGUCACACUAGCCAGCAUGAGACAGCCUCUCCCUAGAGCUGCAUGUGACCUUCAAAUGUCACACAAGCCAAUCUUUGUAGCCAGCAUGCAGGUCACAGGAAGAUGAAGGACCCAGCCAAAUCGCAGCUCUCAUUCAGGCAGUCACCUUGCAGGAAACUCAGGUGGGGCCUGUCCACCCGGUUAGAGCAGUAACAAUAUUCCCCACUGAAAGAACUGGUGAGGUUACAGCUACCGAUGUCACUCCAUCCAUUCAUUGUGGUCAUUCUUCUGACCUUGCUAUACCAUCAUCUUCACGCAGAUCCAGAAACCUGGCCCACAUCUUACCAUGCUGCCAAGAUCUCCAGCAAGCACGAGAUCAGGUGUCCACUACAGGCGAAGAACAUUGCAUGGCAUACUCCAUCCAGGAGCUGCAAGGGACAGUCUACUCAUCAUGGGACAUUACACCUCCACAACCUGCGGCAUCGCUGCACUGGGGACUACGCCUGCUCUGACCAAGACAACAAGGCCCAGCGUUACACUGAGAACGUGGUGAUAUGGAAUGAGCACGCUCUGAAUGUGUCCUGCACGGUGGACUCAUACACAAACGUCACACUCCACUGUUCUGUCACUGAGGAACUCACCUGUCCAUGUCGGAUGAGAGCCAAAGCUCACAGCUCUGACAUGGAUCAGGACUGGAGCUUCUUUACGUUCCCUGAGAAGCAGAGACUUUUCCUAAACUUCAGACUCCCCAUGAGGAACUUCUGUCCCUCCGAGGAGCAGGUGCAGCCUAUUCAGGUGUCUGUGGAUAUCAUAGCAAGGAGCGAGUUUAGGAAUGGCACCAACUCUACGUAUAUAAGCAACAUCGUGGCACCCAAGGCCCCAGAGAAUGUGUCUGUCACCAAUGAGCAGAUAUCAUGGGCGUAUCCUUCAUCCUGGACACAUUCUCAGUCGUUCUUCCCCCUAAUCUUCGAGAUCUGGGCGAACUUUCGGAACAACACUAAUGUAACAAGGACCCAGAAGGAACAAAGAUACAGUGUGAAGAAUGUGAGAACAUUCACUGUGCGCUGCAGAGAUGUCUAUAACACCUUAUCCUGGAGCUCCUGGACCAGCACACUGACCCUCUGACAACGGCAGACUCCCGGCAGAAGAUGAUCAGCUGGAUGUAGAGGAUGAGCCCCCCGCACAGUCCGGCGCAGAAGACGCAAUAUGUUGUUCAACGUUUAUAAUAAAAUAUUUA